Molecule: messenger RNA, 2382 nt
Organism: Benincasa hispida (wax gourd)
Lineage: Eukaryota; Viridiplantae; Streptophyta; Magnoliopsida; Cucurbitales; Cucurbitaceae
Product: adenine deaminase
Source: RefSeq, a predicted model, not a curated record
AACGCUCCCGAUUUCGAUGUAACGUUUUAACGUCUAUAUCUAUAGCCCUGCUCUCCCUGGUUCUGUUCAUUUGAUUUUUCGAUGGCUUUUUAAUGGCCGAGGCCAUAGCUCGGGACUCAAUCUCUUCCACUUUCGCGACAAUGGCUGUUAAUCAAUGUCAGACUGCAGCUGUGUCUAAUGGAGUUCUCGUUCAAGAAAAAUUAGCGAAAGUUUCUCGGCUUGAGGAAUCGGAGCGUCAUUGUUCCUUGGAAAUUUUGCCAAAUCUCUUUGAGAAGGCUUCGUUCCCCUUCCAAAACUCUUCGGCCCGUGAUUCCUCUGGCUUUUUAAGUACUGAGGAAUUCGACAACAGUCCAGAGUGUGAUCCACAUUUAGCUUUCCUCAGCUUCCUGGAAGUUACCCAUCAAACAAAAAGUAGGAUGUCAUUGGAAACUUCAGAUGCCCGCUUGACUUGCCAGAACGUAAUUGAUAUUCACGUGAAUGGUGGAGAUGCUUAUUCCUCGUGCAUAGUAAAUAUUGAUAUUGACAAGGACAAGCUCAGACCAUCUAAAUCCUGUGAAGGAAGUUCUGAAAGUAUGAAAACUGAAAAUACAUUGAUGCGCAUAGAGAAGGUACUGCAGAGACAGUCCAGUCUCAAAAUGGGGGCGAAACUUGGGCAAUAUUUGUUGGACCAUGGACUAAUGUUACUGAAGUUCUCGUCUAAAGAAAAAUUAGGGACUGAAAGGGCUGACGAUAUGCCAAACAAUAGGUGGAGAAAAUAUAAACGUGCUGCUUCAUUUGAUUCAAGAAAGAUUGUUAUUCUCUUCUCGGUAUUAAAAUGGCGGGCAAAUGCUUGGGAUUUUUGUUGUUUACAAAUGGCAAUAUGAUUGAUGGUAUUGAUAGAGUUGACUAUGACCAACCAUCAAGUGGGAUUUUUAGCAUAAAUGUGAAUCGUGGAAUUAUAUUUGAACAAUUCAUUGAAAUGGUUGGGAUGUCACUCAGUGUAGAUAUGCGGACAAAUUAGAUAAAAAUAAUAUAUAGGCAUCAUAACCUAGAACCAUCAGGAUCAAUAAGGUUUAUGUCAUUCCUUAUUUCGAAUGCACAAGCUAUGAACUUGAUAUUCUUAAUCGCAAUGUCACUGUCGAAUUUAGUGCAUUUGUAUGUAAAUGUAAAUAGGAUAGAUGUGGAUAUAAACUUGAAUACAUCAUUUAGCCUGAAUGUAUUGAUCCUAAUCCGGAGUCAGUUGCAUCGCCAUGUGAUAAUGAAGAUAUAGCGGCUAACAAUCUGUAUAGAGACUUUAGAACUGAAACAGAUGAUAAAUUUGAAUAGUUGAAUUUUGGUGGUCGUGAACAUUAUUUAUUUUCAGAUACAUACAACGAUUUGGAUAUGAAUGUACAUGAAUGUAUUGGAUAGCAUUCGAGAACAUGAUUCAAUUGUAGCCUCUGUGGAUGUUGACAAUACUCAAUUGUAUAAAGGGAUAAUUUGUCAAGACAAAAAAAUGCUAUAACAUGCGGUUAAAUGUUUUGCAAUAAAAUGUCACGCACCAUAUGAGGUUUUUGAAUCAACACCGACGAUUUGGAUAAUUCGGUACAAGAAGUUGGAGGAAGGUUGCAAGUGGAGACUUCGUGCAAUAAAGAAAAAAUUGCAUGACUUGUUCGAGAUCACUAAGUACGAUAAGCAACAUACAUGUUUUUAUUCAGAACUAGGUCAAAGUCUAAUUGAAUUCAUCAAUGAUUGCACUAGAGUUAUGUGAUGUCGUAAGAGAAAAAUCAUCUAUCAGUGUGGCACAACUGCAGGUCGACAUCAAAUCAAAGUUUGGAUAUCAUUUCCAUAUUAUAGGGUAUGGGAGGGCAAAAGAAAAUCGUUGGCUAAAGUGUUCGGUGAUUGGGUUGAGUCUUACAAAUUGUUACCCACGUGAUUGUAUAUGGUUAAGCAGAUCAAUCCCGAAACACUUGUAGAGUGGAUAGUGAAAGAAAUGCUUAUCGAAGACUAUGUUAUCAUAACUUCUGUAUUUUGGGUAUUUGGUUUUUGUAUAGAAGUUUUUAAUAAAUGUCGGUCGAUAAUUCAGAUAGAUGAUACACACUUGUACGACAAAUAUAGAGAAAAAUGGCUGAUUGCUACAUUAGUUGACUCGAACGACCAUCUUCUUCCACUUACAUUUGCCGUUGCUGAUGAAGAGUUCACAGACUCAUGGUGAUGGUUUUUGAAACACUUGAGAGAAAUUGUAACACACGAAGAAGUGUGUUUAAUUUCAGAUCGAUAGGUUGAUAUAAUCGCAGCACUGAACAAUCUAGCAAAUGGUUGGACGGGACCAAAAUGUCAUCUCGUUUCUGCUUACGACAUAUCGUCAGCAACUUUAAUAAAAAGUACAGAUUUAAUUCAUUGAAAAAUUAUACUUAUCGUGCC